AUUACGGUUGCGGAAUAAAAAUUUACGUGAGUGAAAUGGUGUUUGAUAAUAAUUUAUUUUGACAUGUAAUAUACUUAAUCAUAAAUAAGUAGAGUGAUAGCAUGUAAAUAUGUAAUUUCCAAACCAAAUUCGAGAAACAAUAGUCAAGUUUGAUACGAACAUGAGCCACAGGCGCAUUACCCCCUACGGUCCUUUUCACACGAGUGACGCUAGGAUAGUUUAAAACAGGAUUUUUGGAACAGUAUGAAGGAGAUGGUAGGUGGAUGCUGUGUUUGUUCAGACGAUAGAGGAUGGGCAGAGAAUCCCCUAGUAUAUUGUGAUGGUCAAGGGUGCACAGUUGCAGUCCAUCAAGCGUGUUAUGGUAUAGUGACUGUACCCUCUGGAAAUUGGUAUUGCCGUAAAUGUGAAUCGCCAGAUAGAGCUAAAAGUGGUCCCAAUAAACCGUACUGCGAGUUGUGUCCAAGCAAAGACGGAGCGAUAAAGAAGACAGAUAACAAUGGAUGGGCCCACGUGGUGUGUGCACUCUACAUUCCCGAAGUUAGGUUCGUGAAUGUGACUACUAUGGAACCUAUUGUCUUGGCACAAAUUCCGCCUGAAAGAUUUAACAAGGUGUGCUAUAUCUGUGAAGAAAGUGGAAAGGGGUCUAGAUCAACUGUGGGUGCGUGUAUGAACUGUAAUAAAAGUGGUUGCAAACAGUGGUUUCACGUAACGUGUGCUCAAGCUUUUGGUCUGCUUUGUGAAGAAGCCGGCAACUAUCUAGAUAACGUUAAGUACUGCGGAUAUUGCCAGCAUCACUAUUCUAAACUGAAAAAGGGUGCAAACGUAAAGGCAGUGCCUGCGUAUCGUCCUUUGUCCGCUGAUUCGCCCCCUAGUCCGGACAAGGAAUCAAGUGACAACUGGUCAAAACCAGGAAAACGUAAACUAAGCACCUCGGCUAAAAGCUCUUCCUCUAACUUCUCAUCAAGUGGGAAACCCUCCAUUGGUGGCAAAUCCAGUGGUACUACAAGUCCUGCUCCGACUUCAGCUGGUGAGUCGACUGCUACACCGACAGUUGAGGAUCCGUCCCCUACACCCCCGCCUUCUGUCGUCCCCCCCGCCACCACAGACAGUCCAACCACCUCUGUUGACUCGGCUGUCAACGGGAAAUUCACCACUUCCAACUUUGUCGAGAGUGUAGUAACUCCUAGUGGAAGUGUAUUUGGAGACGGGAAACCAGGGAAGAAAAGGAAGAGCCAGGUGAAAGACGAGAGUCCCUCGGCGACAGCACCCUCUGUUAAUCCUUUGAGUGGAAAUUCAGGACCUCUAGCGGAGGAUAAAAGACCGAAGAUUGACUCCUCUGCCAUUCCCGGGAAGUUGGAGACUCCUACGCCGUCAGUUGUGGUGAAAGUUCCGACUACUGCUCCGUCUACUUCCCCCUCUGCCGCGCCCCCUGUUCCUCGCCAGCCUGUCACAACCUCACCAAUUGCUGCUACUAGUUCUAUAGUCGUGUCUGUGCCACUAGCCGUUGCGUCGCUGCCGACUCCGCCAGCCACAACUGUACCUGCGGCGCCGACCCCCGUCACAGACGACGCCCCCGGCAAGCGAGGAAGAUCUCAAUCGGCUGACAAGUCGGACAAAAGUAAGAAGCAGAAGCGAGGAGGCAGUGCUACAGGCAGCAAGAGAGGUGGUCGUAGCAGUCAAGCCACGCCUCCGCCCUCUAGCAACCAACUUCCUCAACCCCAGCCUUCACCUACCCCUCCUGUCAUAGCUACCCCCACCAUUGCCACGCCAGCUGCUACACCCACCCCAGUCGUGAUGCCUGUCAGUCAAGCCAUCAAGGAGUCCCCACCAAGCAGUCCGGACAACAAACAAAAGCACAAGAGGCAAUCUCAGUCUCGAGAUGACAAAGACAAAUUGUUCCAGAACGGUGUGAAUGCGCCACACAUGCUCGGCAAUCAGUUGAACCCGGCGUCCACGAUGGCGCAGAAGAUGUCAGAUACUCUGAACCAAGAGUUGGAAGCUCACAGUAUCUUCACCUCAGAACCUAACUUGAGCAGCCAGCCUGGCCAACUUGUGGGUCCCCAACUACACAGCAGAGUCAUAGCUAGUGUGAGAGGCAGUGGAGCAGGCACUCCCCAGACCAGCAGCACACCUCCAGCCAAUGCCUGGGCACCUAACAGUACAGCCUCAACCCCCCAGACCCUGGACCAGCUGUUGGAGAGGCAGUGGGAGCAGGGCAGUCAGUUCCUCAUGGAACAAGCGCAGCACUUUGACAGUAAGGUUGCGUCACUGCUGACUUGUCUACAUCAGCUGAGGGCAGAGAACCUGCGACUAGAGGAGAACGUCAACUCACUGUUGCAGCGGAGAGACCACUUGUUGGCUGUCAAUGCUAGACUGGCCAUCCCGUUGGUGCCUCCCAGCAUACCUCCACCCACAGUGAACAACAUACAUCCUGCAGCUGCCAACGUGCCGGUGUCAAUGCCGAUGGAUGGGCGGCCAGUGAACGUACCACAGCCACCUAGAGUCAACAACACCUAUCCCGGAGGUCCCGUGGAGAACGGACCAACGUCCCCCAGUCAGUCUUACCAUCCUGGACAACCCAAUCCGAUCAGCAGACACCACAGUCCAGGCAGCACGGCGCAGACAUACGUCUGCUCAGCGCCUGGGGUGGUCGUCCGCUCCACCAACAUUACUUCCAACCCUGAGCCUAGAAGGUCCAGUAGUCAGUCUGGCAGUCAUCCUCAGUCAGCUUACCCCAUGUACUCAGUAGCAGCAUCCCAGCAACAACAGAUCGUGAUGAGAAGAGAUCACUCCGACCACCAUCAUCCGUCAUCCAAGCCGAGCUGAGCCCUCUCUCUGCUGCAAUUCCUAGUGGAUAGUUAGAAACUCUGUACAGUUUAGUACUCGUUUUAAACUUUGUCAUAGUAAUUUAGUUAUGUGAUAAAAUCAAAAAGUUAGUAGUUACUGUUAUCGAGAUCGAUGUCACUUUUAUACCCGCUGGUUUAUAAUGUGCUGUGACUUUAUUGUUCCCCGCUACUUUAUUGACCAACUUUAAAUGUCUUCGCUGUAAGAUUAGGGUGGACAAAACACCAAUGUAUGUUAAAUGUGAGACACUUUUUGUGAACGUUUUUUUUUUAUUUUAAUUUAUUGAUUUCAAUAAAAUUAAUAUUGAAUUUGCUGUUUGAAAA
Macrosteles quadrilineatus (aster leafhopper) is the source of this 3167-nucleotide messenger RNA. Its product is annotated as protein AF-10-like. Bases 244 to 2826 code for a protein of 860 amino acids. The record is from RefSeq and is a predicted model, not a curated record. Gene Ontology annotation, biological process: regulation of transcription by RNA polymerase II. Gene Ontology annotation, cellular component: nucleus. Lineage: Eukaryota; Metazoa; Arthropoda; Insecta; Hemiptera; Cicadellidae. The transcript has 16 exons. Gene Ontology annotation, molecular function: histone binding; nucleosome binding.